GGACCGUUGAUAGCCCGACAUUCAUCUGGGAAGAGUUCACGAGUGGCCAGCCCUUGCUUUUCAGAUCUUCCUAGGACAUCUUGUCGUGGCUUGCUGUGCCUGAAUAGACGCAGGAUAGUCCAAAGUCUCGUCACCAACCCUGAUUAACAUCAUCGCUGGGCUCUUUCAUCUUUCCCUCAACUCCUGAAUAGACCACUACUGUUACCAAGCGUCUCACAUCAGAAAUGUCUAAUGAUCGCACGGCAUGGCGUAAUGUCUUUAUCUACGACGGUUCGACUGGCACCUCUCUAGGUGGCGUGCGUCAAAAUGGUUCAAUAACUGAGGCCGUCUUCCUUUGGAUGCUCACCUACGUCCUGAUACCUUCAAAUCACGCACUGCGUGUUAUAUCACGGACCACUCAGCAACCGCUCUUUCCCACGAACAGUCCCCUUCGGACGGGGGACUACGACGUCUACUCAGCUGCUGGCAAUUUUACGCUGACGGAUGAAGUCCCUGCUUCACGAAUUAUCUCACACAGCGUAAGCGGUCGAGAAGAAUCUUUUCGCGACGAUGUACGUAAACGAGAUCAAGGAUGUGUCUUAUCCGGCACCAAAAACACAAUGGCGUCUUUCGGCCAGUGGCGCGGUUUUGAAGCCGCUCAUAUCUUUCCUCUAGAGAAAGAGCUUCUCUGGAUAAAAGAAGAUUGUCAGCGGUGGAUCACGGAUAUAGAUGACGAACGCGAUACCAAAAUCAACUCGCCCCAGAACGGCCUACUUCUACGAGCUGACAUUCACUCUCUGUUCGACGAUUAUCUUGUCUCUGUAAACCCCGACGAUAACUACCGCAUUACAGCAUUUAAUACCGACUGGGCAGGUCUUGAUGGAAGGAUACUGGACCCCGCGUGCCGCGACCCUGCUCAUCCUCACCGUGCAUGUGAUGAGUUGCUCCGAUGGCACUUCAGACAGGCAGUUCUCGCUAAUAUGAAGGGACCUGGAGAGCCUAUUUUUGAACACGACUUCCCGCCGGGGACUGACAUGGUCGGAGAAAUACGAGAAGGCCCUAAAGCACAGGAACGCUUUGAGCUGGAGCUUGCCUCAAGGUUGUAUGGUCAUACAACAGACUAAAUCCCGUUACGCCUAAAGCCCGUUGCUGCUUAGUAUACAAUUAUUAAUUAGCUUGUAUAGAUACCUAAAUUACUGCCCACAUUGAUUCCUAUCUUAGACAAUGGCCUCCGAUGUCAUAUGGUAGUAUCAGAGUAGUUAUCACGUGAUACAAGCAAAUCGCCACCCUCGAUGUGGCGAUGCCGUGUGGCCAGGCGGGUCGAUGAUAGUUUACCCCGGUUGAGGAGACUUCUCGAUUGUUCGGAACAAAAGAUUAGCGCCAGGGCUCCUAUCUUAUCAAAUAAUUAGAGUAGAUGGC
This is a messenger RNA of Paecilomyces variotii, 1398 nucleotides long. RefSeq names its product HNH endonuclease-domain-containing protein. The record is from RefSeq and is a predicted model, not a curated record. NCBI's taxonomy places the organism in Eukaryota, Fungi, Ascomycota, Eurotiomycetes, Eurotiales, Thermoascaceae. The transcript is spliced from 3 exons. The coding region runs from base 225 to 1103 and encodes 292 amino acids.